This is a messenger RNA of Lactuca saligna, 939 nucleotides long. Lineage: Eukaryota; Viridiplantae; Streptophyta; Magnoliopsida; Asterales; Asteraceae. The record is from the annotation of a GenBank genome assembly.
AUGUUGGUGCUAGCUUUCCAAGACCAACAAUCACAAGGGAUUGAAGUUUGCUUAUCACUACAAAUCAAGGGACCCGUUUUAUCGUGGGUGGAGUUCGGAGUUCCUUCGGUCCGAUUGAAUGACCUAGGUGUAGAACCAGGCAAGAAAGCAUUCAAACUUCUACGUCGCUCAAAAUUUCUGUUGAUUCUCCCAAUUCUGUAUUUCUUAACAAGCAAAAUUCAAUCAAUGGACAACAUCGUCGAUGCUUUGAACAGUGCUUAUCUAGAAUUCGUGAGCGCAAUAGCAAACACCCUUGAAACCAAGGAUGCUGCAGGUGGCCAGGUAACCGCCGCCACUGAUGCCGCCCUAGAAAACCUCAAACAGAGGUGGGAAUUGUUCAGGGUGGCAUGUGAUCAAGCUGAGGAGUUUGUGGAGUCUGUGAAACUGAGAAUCGGGUCUGAAUGCUUAGUGGAUGAAGCCACUGGUUCAGUCGCUGGAAAGCCAGGUCAGCCUGUGACACCUGGACUGCCACCUAUUAGCGCUGUCCGGUUGGAGCAGAUGAGUAAAGCUGUCAGAUGGCUUGUGAUUGAGCUUCAACAAGGUUCAGGAUCCGGGGGCAAUUUAGGGAUUCCGCAACAUAAUUCUGCCCCUUUUGAUGCUCGAUUUCAUGAAGAUUCAACUCAAUAGGUUCACUUUGAUUAAUCUGGUUACUGUUUUUUUUUUUUAGAUUGUUUUUUCAGUUUGUUAUGUCUUGGAUUAAUGUUUUACUUUGAAUGUGAUCAAACUAACUUCUUUGGUAGACUUGACAAAUGAAUAGAAGUUUGAAUAAUGUUAGGCCAAUGAAUAUAAGUAUUGGAACCCAUUUAAAAUUGAAGGUUGAAUAAUGUUCAUAUGACUCGAUCUUUGAACAUUAAUAAAUUUAUUGAAUUGAGUGAUAUUUUUUAAUCUAAGUUAUGGAAC